Candidozyma auris is the source of this 891-nucleotide messenger RNA. Its product is annotated as lysophosphatidic acid acyltransferase LOA1. NCBI's taxonomy places the organism in Eukaryota, Fungi, Ascomycota, Pichiomycetes, Serinales, Metschnikowiaceae. The record is from RefSeq and is a predicted model, not a curated record. The transcript has a single exon. Bases 1 to 891 code for a protein of 296 amino acids.
AUGGAGAAGUUUUCAAAUUGGAGAGACAAGGGCACUGGAAUUUCUCCGUUCAUGCCCGAGGAGGGCGUUCAGCUGCCCAUGAAAAAAUUCCUCAUGAAUCCUUUGUUUAUAGCUGUCAAGUUGCCAGCAUUAUACAUCAUGUACGCAUUAUCAUUUUUUGCACCAAAAGCUUCGCUUCUGGUCAUUCUCCGAUUCAUCUUUGGUGUCUCUGAUAUUGAUUUGCUGGUUGAAGGAGUGAGAAAAACAAAAACUGACGAAAUUGACCGCAAAAGGCCCGCGAAGAACCAGCUCGUGGUUGCAAAUUUCGUAUCACCGAUUGACGUUUUGGUUUUGUAUGUCAUGUCAUCGGUGAAGUCAAUCAACGAUAUUGUUGUGUUGAUUCCAAGAGGAUCUAAAGUGUUUGCAUUGACCUUUUGGCAGUUUUACACCGUUCCUUUUUUGGAGCCAGAUGCUGCAAUGCCAGGCAAAGAAUUGAGAGACUAUAAGAGUCUAGCGGAAAAGCUAGUGAUUUUGUUUCCUGAAGAGACCCCUUCAAACAACAAAGCCAUUCUCCCGUUCAAUAACAGCAUACGCGAUCAAUUGCUUCUGCUACCUGGAUUCUCGUACCUGACGAUUGUCCUCAGAAUGUACCCCAAAUACAUCACCUUGCCAAUACCCAAUGUUUCUAAGUUUCAGUACCUAUGCAAGUUGCUUACCGGCAAGGUGUUCGUGAAGGCGAAGAUUGUGCCUCAUACUGACCUGAAGCAGUACUCGAUGAAGAUUGCGAGAGAAGUGUUCCCCGAUAAUGGCAUGCCUCUCAUUGGUGAGGACCUUUCGUUGCAGGCGAAGGCAAAGUUCUUUGCAUAUUAUAAGAGCUACGCCUUGCCUGAAAGCUCAAGAAGACGUAAAUGA